AUGGUGAGCCUUGGGCUAGCACGAAUUAGUGCUCUGCUCAAGUCGACGCCACAGACAUGGAAAGCCAUUCAUGUUGCUGGAACCAACGGCAAGGGUUCAAUAUGCGCAUACUUAACUGCCAUGUUGCGCGCCAACCAAAUCUCAUGUGGUAGAUUUACCUCGCCUCAUCUCAUAGACCCUCGGGAUUGUAUCACCAUUAAUGAUAGCAUCGUGUCUGAGAGCAAGUUCAGAUACUUUGAGGAUUUAGUCAAGAGGAGAAACACGGAGCAGAAGAUCGAUGCUAGCGAGUUCGAGCUUCUCACAGCCACGGCCUUUGAGAUAUUCGAAUCCGAAAAGGUUGAGUUUGGCAUAAUCGAAGUAGGGUUGGGCGGAACCCUUGAUGCUACGAACGUAUUAAAACACAAGUGUGUCACCGUGAUCUCCAAAAUAGGUCUCGACCACCAAUCAUUUCUGGGCAAUACUAUUGAGGAGAUUGCUCGUCAAAAGGCAGGCAUCAUGAGGAAAGAUGUCCCUUGUGUUGUUGAUGGCAGCAACUCAAAGUCUGUUCUAGAUGCUCUACAGAAACAUGCCGAGGAGACAGGUAGCAGCAUUAUUUUUGCAGAUGCCGAGUCCAACGAGCUUGUGAAUAAAUUACGAGAUACCCUGGAACCACAUCAACAACAAAAUCUAGCAUGUGUAUAUGAAGCCUUCAGGUUGGCAUUUCCGCAGCAUGCUAUCUCUAUUGAUAGUCUCGUUUCUGCUGCCCGGAAUGUAGUAUGGCCAGGCAGGUUACAGUGGGUGAGCAUUGAAAAGGUUACAAAUAGAAAGGGUAAUAUUUUACUUGAUGGGGCUCAUAACCCUCAAUCCGCGGAAGCACUCGCCGGCUUUGUUCAAAAGCACCUACGGUCCCAAAACAAGCCAGUCACUUGGGUACUUGCGGCUACUCGAGGAAAAGACGUAUCGGAAAUGCUGAAACUGAUACUACGCGAUGGUGAUUCUAUAGCAGCAGUCGAGUUCGGCCCUGUUGACCAAAUGCCUUGGGUCCAGCCGACAAGUUCGACGGAUCUGCUUGACACCGCAAGCAAAUGUGGCGUUGCGAUUUCGUCACAGUUCAAUGCAUCUACAAAUAUACGCUUGGCUCUCGAAUGGGCAAGCCAGACCGCAAAAGAAGGACCGCUGGUUAUUGCAGGAAGUCUCUAUCUAGUAUCUGAAAUAUUCAAACAGCUCAGGUCUACUGAACUGCAGAAGUGA
Molecule: messenger RNA, 1230 nt
Organism: Daldinia childiae
Lineage: Eukaryota; Fungi; Ascomycota; Sordariomycetes; Xylariales; Hypoxylaceae
Product: putative dihydrofolate synthetase
Exons: 1
Coding region: 1-1230 (409 amino acids)
Biological process (GO): folic acid-containing compound biosynthetic process
Cellular component (GO): cytosol; mitochondrion; cytoplasm
Molecular function (GO): tetrahydrofolylpolyglutamate synthase activity; ATP binding; dihydrofolate synthase activity
Source: RefSeq, a predicted model, not a curated record